AUAAUAACACCAACACUACACUAUCAUCACAAGUUGUUCAACACCAUAAUUUCUCUAAUGGAGUCUGUUCUUGAGCAUUUCUCAGCUCUCUUUGAGUUUCAAUGGCUUCAAGAAUGGGCACCCAUUAUUCUACUCCUAACCCUAAUUUAUUUCUUGCUGUUUUUUGUGCUUAAAACCUACUUUUCAAAGCCUGUACCCGUUUAUCUUGUAGAUUUUGCAUGUUUUAAACCACCCAACUUCUGCAAAGUACCGUUCUCUAAAUUUCUUGAACAUUCGUCAAUGAUUGAGUUUUUUGAUAGUGAAAGUGUAGCUUUCAUGGCCAAAAUCCUCACUACUUCUGGUCAAAGUCAAGAGACUUAUCUUCCUCCAGCUUUACACCACAUUCCUCCGAAAACCAGUCAACUAGAGGCCAUUAAAGAAGUAGAAAUGGUACUGUUUCCUAUAGUAGAAGAUCUUCUCUCUAAAACUAAUCUCUCUCCUAAAAAAAUCGACAUAUUAAUAGUAAACUGCAGCGGUUUUUGCCCUUCACCUUCUUUAUCUUCCAUUAUUAUCAACAAAUUCUCCAUGAGAGGUGACAUCAAAAGCUAUAACCUGUCUGGUAUGGGGUGCAGUGCAGGAGCUAUAAGCAUCGACUUAGCCAACACACUUCUUCAAAUCCACACCAAUUCCUACGCACUUGUUCUCAGCACUGAAAUCUUAUCAACCGGUUGGUAUUCCGGCCAUGAAAAAUCUAAAUUACUCCUUAACUGCCUCUUCCGAAUGGGCAGUGCAGCCAUUUUACUCACAAACAAAACAGAAUCCCAAAGAACAUCAAAAUAUAAGCUUUUCUGCAGCGUCAGAACCCAACGAGCCCAUGAAGACAAAGCAUAUUACUCAGCAAUUCGUGAAGAAGAUUCCGACGGAAACCUCGGAGUUACACUCAAAAGAGACUUACUCCAAGUCGCCGGAGAAUCUCUCCGUUCACACAUAACAAUCCUCGGCUCAAAAAUCUUGCCACCUUCAGAAAAAAUCAAACACGGCAUCUCAGUGAUUCGAAAGAGAUUCAUUGACAAGUCAGGAGAAAUUUACGUGCCAAAUUUUAAAUCGGUGAUCGACCAUUUUUGCCUGCCGGCUUCAGGACGGCCGGUGAUCAGAGAGAUAGCUAAAGGGCUAAAGCUUGGCGAGAGAGAUACUGAAGCUGCUUUAAUGACACUGUACAGAUUUGGUAAUCAAUCUUCUUCUUCACUUUGGUAUGAGUUAGCUUACUUGGAAGCUAAAGAUAGAGUGAAGAAAGGUGACAAGAUUUGGCAGCUUGGGAUGGGUAGUGGGCCUAAGAGUAAUAGUGUUAUUUGGGAGUGUUUGAGGCCUGUAAUUAGGGAGUCCAGUAAUGGCCCAUGGGCUGAUUGUAUCCAUCAGUAUCCAAUUGUUAUAACCAGUGUUUAGAUUAUUAUUGUUAUUA
This is a messenger RNA of Mercurialis annua (annual mercury), 1438 nucleotides long. Its product is annotated as 3-ketoacyl-CoA synthase 5-like. Lineage: Eukaryota; Viridiplantae; Streptophyta; Magnoliopsida; Malpighiales; Euphorbiaceae. Gene Ontology annotation, molecular function: acyltransferase activity, transferring groups other than amino-acyl groups. The record is from RefSeq and is a predicted model, not a curated record. Gene Ontology annotation, cellular component: membrane. The transcript has a single exon. Gene Ontology annotation, biological process: fatty acid biosynthetic process. Bases 58 to 1422 code for a protein of 454 amino acids.